UUUCCCUUUUCAUUCAUUUUUCUACUUUCUGUCUUUGCUAUUUGUGUUUGCUUCCCUAGAAAAAUAAAAAAGGAAGUGAAAAUAAAAUAUGAUAGAAGACGGAUUUGAUUCUCAACAGCUGUCACUCUAACCUCAAAAUCUGUAGCUCUCCAGUUUUCCUUUUUUCCCCUCUUCAAUUUCCAGGGAAUCAAAGGGACAAAUUUUCCCCCAAAAAAAUCAAAUUGAUUUUCGUUUUAAGUGGCGGUAAAUUUUGAUGGGAAAUUGGUGGUAAAUAUAAAAUGUGAAUUUUUGUUGAAACAAUAGAGAUGAGCAAAGAACGCCCGCCUGAGCCUCUGGAUUUUUUCAUUUGGACUUUUGAGGAUGUUGGUAUGUGGUUGGAAGAAAUAAAUCUUGGUGGCUAUCGCCAGAUUUUUAAGGAAAAUGGUGUCAAUGGGGAAUACCUGGAAGGAAUGUCUAUGUUUACAACUGAACAGAUUCUUCGGUUUAUAAGGCGAUGCCAUAUGAAGUGGGGAGACUUCAUCACACUAUGCAAGGAACUGAGGCGAAUAAAAGUGGCUUGCCUUAAAGGAGAGCAAAAAGUCCGCAGGCCGUGGUGGGCUCCGCCUUGCCUUUCAGUAGUCUUUGUCAAGGUGGCAAAGAGCAAUCGACAGUCACGCGUCGUUUCCUUGAAGCUGGAACCAUGAUGAAGAAUAUGCCUUUUACGGACACAUGUCGUGUUUCUCCUUGUCCAGGGGG
Molecule: messenger RNA, 735 nt
Organism: Hibiscus syriacus
Lineage: Eukaryota; Viridiplantae; Streptophyta; Magnoliopsida; Malvales; Malvaceae
Exons: 3
Coding region: 306-683 (125 amino acids)
Molecular function (GO): protein binding
Source: RefSeq, a predicted model, not a curated record